This is a messenger RNA of Condylostylus longicornis, 529 nucleotides long. RefSeq lists its product as uncharacterized. The record is from RefSeq and is a predicted model, not a curated record. Bases 170 to 403 code for a protein of 77 amino acids. The transcript is spliced from 2 exons. Lineage: Eukaryota; Metazoa; Arthropoda; Insecta; Diptera; Dolichopodidae.
UAAUAACAAUAAAUUAUCAGCUGUUUAACAUUAUAAAACAAAAUUCAAUAUUUAUAUUUUAAUAAAUUAAAAAAAAUUGAAGAGAAUAAUAAGUAAAUUACUAUUCAGAAAAUUUAUUUUAUGAACUUAAAGUGAAUUUAUAUACAAGAAACUAUUUUAAGUCAGAAAAAUGUUAAAUAAAAAAGUUUCAAGAAAUCAAGUAUUGGAUAGAAUGCACCGUGGUGUAGUUUGGACUUGCAUUGGGCUAACUUUAUAUGGAUCAUAUCUAUUGGGAUUAAGAGUUCAUCGCUAUUUUACUGUUAUUAGGCCAGCAAAACAACAAAAAGAACUGCAAAUGAUAGAGGAAGGAAAACAUCCCAGUUCAAGAACAACAAUUGAUAAAGCACCAGAAUUAAGAGCAUGAUUUGUAUAGCUGAAAUUUAUAAUUAAAUUUAAUUAAUGUAGUAAAAAAAAUAUAAUGGAGAAAAUUUGUAAAUAAAGUUGGCCGCCGGCAGGUUCUAAACCCUUCACUAAAAGGUGACAAUAUAUU